Molecule: messenger RNA, 904 nt
Organism: Chilo suppressalis (striped riceborer)
Lineage: Eukaryota; Metazoa; Arthropoda; Insecta; Lepidoptera; Crambidae
Source: the annotation of a GenBank genome assembly
CUACAAUAAUGGCGGCAUUCGCGACUAGUAAAGCAAAUUGUUGACGUUUCGCGGUAUUAAUAGAUGCAGCUGCGCAAAAAGUUGCCAUAUUGUUGUUAGAUAAUUUGAUAAUUUGCAGUAAAAUGAUAUAGGUGUGGAUUUAAGUAUACGGUUGUACGGAUGAGUGACAGGAUAUAUUUCCAAACUAUUAGCUCAGUGAUAUCCAUAAUGUUUGGUGCAGCGAUCAUAGUUCUAAUAUCUCUAAACACUGUUCUACCAGUGUAUUCAAUGGAUAUCAGAGAAGAAACCAAGAAAAAGAAUAAUGAAAUGUGCAAAAAGUUAGCUGAGGAUCCAUAUUUUGAGACCGAAUUGGUGAUUGGGAGACCGUGGCGUAUUUAUUACACUUGGAAUGUGAAAUUGGACACGAAAUGCUUGGACAUGACUUUCAAGAAUGCAACUCCGCAGGUAAUCCAAAGAAUAUGGAACGACAUGAACGAGUAUAUAGAACAUCAGCCAGCCUGGGACGCGGCUACUCUUCACGUCACUAUGGGCAUGGCUCGCCAUGAGCUACUGCUGUUUGCUGAUCAGGGUGCAGCUGGAAGCUUCCUUGGUGUGCCCAACGUUAUCCGAGAUGGCAACAUAUCACCGAUGAAGCAAUCCGUGCCGCUCAUGAAGUUCCAAUUGAAGUUGGUACGCGAAGGGAAGUACCUGGUGAUGAUGGACUGUCACAUCGGUGUUUCUACCCUCUCAGCGCGAUCUUCGGAGCCGAUCUAUCGUUCGGAAGUGCUCGCUACUGUGGCUCCUUUGCAGCUUGGAGACGGCUUCCCGGCCUGUACUGAAGAGAAAAACAAAAACGAAAUGUUCCUUACUAAGUAAAUUUAUGAAAAAAAUAUGAUUUUUUAUUUAGUGACUCCUUAUUAAAAAU